AAAAGAGAACGCGUCGUCCGCUCUCGGUCUCGUCUUCUCCUCGCCAUAGUCGCCACGCCGCCGCCUCCACCCCACGAAAUCCCGAGACGGCACGGCACGGGAGCGCGUCCUCCUCCCUCCCUACGCCGGCGGCCGGCCGGCCCCCCGCCUUCCUCCUCCUCCCGCCGCCGCGUCCUCCUCACCCCCAUCUCCCUGCCGCCAUCGCCCGCGUCCCCUCCUCUAGCAAUAAUAAUAAAGAAAGGAAGGAAAAAAAAAUCCACCGCCCUGCCCUACCCUACCCUAUCUCCCCCUUCUAUCCGUUGCCUUGGCCGCCCCCCUCCCCCUUCCGUUUCCCACAUUUUCCGGCUCCCUCUAUUCGCUCGGCGCGUCCACGAAUCCGCCCCGGAGAAAUUUCUCCCCAAGGAGGAGGAGGAGGAGGAGGAGGCGAUCCCUAGGCUCGUCUCUGAAUCCCGAGGCGUCGCGCUCGAUCUGCCCCAGCGCCGUCAAUCUUGGCCGUGGGGGGGGGGGUGCCGGUGGAGAUCCUGGAUCUCCCUUUGCUGGGUGUUCCGGCGGGGGGGCGCAAAUCUUGCGGCUGCCGGGCAAUGUGAGUGGGACUCUGGGCCGUAGGGGGAGGCGAUUCGCGCGCGCGCGCUCCCGCAUUCGGUGCUGAAUCUCGCGGCGGGGUGGGUGCUGCAGCGAUGGAGCACGUGAUCGGAGGGAAGUUUAAGCUCGGGAGGAAGAUUGGGAGCGGAUCUUUUGGGGAGCUAUACCUCGGCGUGAACAUACAGAGCGGCGAGGAGGUGGCCAUCAAGUUGGAAUCUGUAAAAUCAAGGCAUCCUCAGCUUCAUUAUGAGUCAAAACUGUACAUGCUUCUGCAGGGGGGGACUGGAAUUCCUCAUCUGAAGUGGUUUGGAGUGGAGGGGGAGUACAAUGUCAUGGUUAUUGAUCUUCUUGGUCCAAGUCUAGAGGACUUAUUCAACUUCUGCAAUAGAAAGUUCUCCCUUAAAACAGUACUUAUGCUUGCUGAUCAGAUGAUUAACAGGGUAGAGUACAUGCACACUAGGGGGUUUCUACAUCGUGAUAUCAAGCCAGAUAACUUCCUUAUGGGUUUGGGCCGCAAAGCAAGCCAGGUUUAUGUUAUUGACUACGGUCUUGCAAAGAAAUACCGGGACCUCCAAACUCAUAAGCAUAUACCUUACAGGGAGAACAAAAAUCUCACAGGAACAGCACGCUAUGCCAGUGUAAACACCCAUCUUGGAGUAGAACAAAGCAGGAGAGAUGAUUUAGAGUCUCUGGGCUACGUGCUGAUGUAUUUCUUAAGAGGAAGCCUUCCUUGGCAAGGUCUAAAAGCUGGCACGAAAAAACAGAAAUACGACAAAAUUAGUGAAAAGAAAAUGCUAACUCCAGUUGAGGUUCUCUGUAAAUCUUAUCCAACAGAGUUCAUUUCAUACUUCCAUUACUGUCGAUCUUUGCGAUUUGAAGAUAAACCGGACUAUAGCUAUUUGAAGAGACUUUUCCGAGAUCUAUUCAUCCGUGAAGGGUAUCAGCUUGAUUAUAUAUUUGAUUGGACGAAGCAAGGUUCAGAAAGUAGCAGAUUGCGAUCAAGUGGAAGGACAAGUGGGUUGGUGGGACCAUCUGCAGAACGGACUGAGCGAGCUGCAGCAAGACAGGAUGUUCCUGAUAGAUUCUCUGGUACAGUUGAUCCAUUUGCUAGAAGAACAGGCUCUGGUUCUGGCCAUUAUGGAGAGCACACAAAGCACAGAAAUAUAUUGGAUUCAUUUCUUGCACCCAAAACGGCUGUUGAUUCAGAUAAAAGAAGGCCCACAUCAUCAUCUAGGAAUGGGAGCACAUCAAGGAAGGCUCUCUUGUCAAGCAGCAGACCAAGUUCGGGAGAUCCUAUUGAUCCAAAUCGCAGUAAUCUAAUUCCAACCAGCAGUGGCAGCAGCCGCCCUUCAACUAUGCAGAGGCUUCACCAGUCAACUGGACUUGAGACUAGGUCCUCGCUUACCAAACCUGCAAGAAAUGUCCAUGAUGAUACCACUCUGAGGACCUUUGAACGUCUUUCAAUCAGUGCUGACAGAAGGAAAUAAUAUUUUGAAGAGCAAAAGAUGUGUUAGUGGCUGCUCCAGUGAAGGCACUGGGGAUUCAUUGAGACGACAAUUAUUACUGAUCAGCCAGUAAAACUAUUACGUGCUACAGAUGAUGCUGAGAUAUGCUUAAAAGUGAAGUUUUCUCUCUGAAUCUUAGCGCAAAAGAUUGAGUACCGUUAAUUCAAACGGUUAAAGAAAGCAUUUUACAUCCCAUUCAGAAGAACCCGGACCAGCAACAGUGCUGAUCCAAUUAAUGCUGAUGUUGAUCAAAUAUUUGUAGAAAUGUUACCGAAAUAAAGAAGUCCACUGUUAGCAAAUUAUGUAUCACCUUUUCCUUCUGUGGACUGCAACUUGCACUUCUGCCAUCACCCUAGAUAAUUUAUACCCCUUUUCUGCCUAGUGUCAUUCGGGUAUCGCGUAAUAUUAUGCCUUGAGAAAUUCGAGAUUAUGUAAUCGACGUUGAUCUAUCGUACGAUCAGAUAUCGUUAUUCAA
Oryza brachyantha (malo sina) is the source of this 2562-nucleotide messenger RNA. RefSeq names its product casein kinase 1. The record is from RefSeq and is a predicted model, not a curated record. The transcript is spliced from 14 exons. Gene Ontology annotation, cellular component: cytoplasm; nucleus. NCBI's taxonomy places the organism in Eukaryota, Viridiplantae, Streptophyta, Magnoliopsida, Poales, Poaceae. The coding region runs from base 678 to 2069 and encodes 463 amino acids. Gene Ontology annotation, molecular function: ATP binding; protein serine/threonine kinase activity. Gene Ontology annotation, biological process: endocytosis; signal transduction; peptidyl-serine phosphorylation.